Molecule: messenger RNA, 3322 nt
Organism: Mandrillus leucophaeus (drill)
Lineage: Eukaryota; Metazoa; Chordata; Mammalia; Primates; Cercopithecidae
Product: GON-4-like protein
Exons: 21
Coding region: 97-2940 (947 amino acids)
Biological process (GO): regulation of DNA-templated transcription
Cellular component (GO): nucleus
Molecular function (GO): transcription coregulator activity
Source: RefSeq, a predicted model, not a curated record
CUGUCGUUGGCUGACUUCCGGUGGUGCCAAACCCGUUUCCGCGGAAUCAGGCCGGCAGGUGAGGGUACAGAAUGGAACAAAAGUGGGACUUUUAAAAUGUUGCCCUGUAAGAAGAGAAGAACUACAGUGACAGAGUCCCUGCAGCAUAAAGGCAAUCAGGAGGAAAACAACGUAGACCUAGAAUCAGCUGUUAAACCAGAAUCUGACCAGGUUAAGGACUUGAGGUCGGUGUCACUGUCCUGGGAUCCAAGUCAUGGCAGAGUAGCUGGCUUCGAAGUACAAUCUGUGCAGGAUGCAGGAAAUCAGCUUGGUAUGGAGGAUACAUCUCUGAGCUCUGGGAUGCUCACCCAGGACACAAAUGUACCAAUUCUAGAAAGUGUUGAUGUUGCCAUCUCUCAGGGAAUCACCCUACCUUCCUUGGAGUCUUUUCACCCCCUUAAUAUACACAUUGGUAAAGGAAAACUCCAGGCUACUGGCUCAAAAAGAGGGAAAAAAAUUACACUGAGGCCUGGGCCAGUUACCCAAGAAGACAGACGUGAUCAUCCUAUCCUAAAGGAGCCUUUUUCAGAAGAGCCUAGUGAAGAAGUCAAGGAAGAAGGAGGGAAACCUCAAAUGCAUUCUGAAGGGGAGAUACCUUCACUGCCAUCAGGCAGCCAAUCUGCAAAACCAGUAAGCCAGCCCAGGAAAUCAACCCAGCCAGAUGUUUGUGCUUCUCCUCAAGAAAAGCCACUCAGGACUCUGUUUCACCAACCUGAGGAAGAGAUAGAAGAUGGUGGACUCUUCAUUCCAAUGGAAGAACAAGACAAUGAAGAAAGUGAGAAAAGGAGAAAAAAGAAAAAGGGUACCAAGAGGAAACGAGAUGGAAGGGGUCAAGAAGGGACCUUGGCAUAUGACCUGAAACUGGACGACAUGCUUGACCGUACCUUGGAGGAUGGUGCCAAGCAGCACAAUCUAACAGCGGUCAAUGUCCGAAACAUCCUUCAUGAAGUAAUCACAAAUGAACACGUGGUAGCUAUGAUGAAAGCAGCCAUCAGUGAGUCAGAAGAUAUGCCAAUGUUUGAGCCUAAAAUGACACGCUCUAAACUGAAGGAAGUAGUGGAAAAAGGAGUGGUAAUUCCAACAUGGAAUAUUUCACCAAUUAAGAAGGCCAAUGAAAUUAAGCCUCCUCAGUUUGUGGAUAUCCACCUUGAAGAAGAUGAUUCCUCAGAUGAAGAAUACCAGCCGGAUGAUGAAGAAGAAGAUGAAACUGCUGAAGAGAGCUUAUUGGAAAGUGAUGUUGAAAGCACUGCUUCAUCUCCACGUGGGGCAAAGAAAUCCAGAUUGAGGCAGUCUUCUGAGAUGACUGAAACAGAUGAGGAGAGUGGCAUAUUAUCGGAGGUUGAGAAAGUCACCACACCAGCCAUCAGGCACAUCAGUGCUGAGGUAGUGCCCAUGGGGCCCCCGCCCCCUCCAAAGCCGAAACAGACCAGAGAUAGUACUUUCAUGGAGAAGUUACAUGCAGUAGAUGAGGAGCUGGCUUCCAGUCCAGUCUGCAUGGAUUCUUUCCAGUCCAUGGAUGACAGUCUCAUUGCAUUUCGAACGCGUUCUAAGAUGCCCCUGAAAGAUGUUCCCCUGGGCCAACUAGAGGCAGAGCUCCAAGCUCCAGACAUCACUCCAGAUAUGUAUGACCCCAAUACAGCAGAUGAUGAGGACUGGAAGAUGUGGCUAGGGGGACUUAUGAAUGAUGAUGUGGGGAAUGAAGAUGAAGCAGAUGAUGAUGAUGAUCCAGAAUAUAAUUUCCUGGAAGACCUUGAUGAACCAGACACAGAGGAUUUCCGGACUGACCGGGCAGUGAGAAUCACCAAAAAGGAAGUAAAUGAGCUGAUGGAAGAGCUGUUUGAAACUUUCCAAGAUGAGAUGGGAUUCUCCAACAUGGAAGAUGACGGCCCAGAAGAGGAGGAGCGUGUGGCUGAGCCUCGACCUAACUUUAACACUCCUCAAACUCUACGGUUUGAGGAACCACUGGCCAACUUGCUAAAUGAACAACAUCGGACAGUGAAGGAGCUAUUUGAACAGCUGAAGAUGAAGAAAUCUUCAGCCAAACAGCUGCAGGAAGUAGAGAAGGUUAAACCCCAGAGUAAGAAAGUUCAUCAGACUCUGAUUCUGGACCCAGCACAGAGGAAGAGACUCCAGCAGCAGAUGCAGCAGCACGUUCAGCUCUUGACCCAAAUCCACCUUCUUGCCACCUGCAACCCCAAUCUCAGUCCGGAGGCCAGUACCACCAGGAUAUUUCUUAAAGAGCUGGGAACCUUUGCUCAAAGCUCCAUCGCCCUUCACCAUCAGUACAACCCCAAGUUUCAGACCCUCUUCCAACCCUGUAACUUGAUGGGAGCUAUGCAGCUUAUUGAAGACUUCAGCACACAUGUCAGCAUUGACUGCAGCCCUCAUAAAACUGUCAAGAAGACUGCCAAUGAAUUUCCCUGUUUGCCAAAGCAAGUGGCUUGGAUCCUGGCCACAAGCAAGGUUUUCAUGUAUCCAGAGUUACUUCCAGUGUGUUCCCUGAAGGCAAAGAAUCCCCAGGAUAAGAUCGUCUUCACCAAGGCUGAGGACAAUUUGUUAGCUUUAGGACUGAAGCAUUUUGAAGGAACUGAGUUUCCUAAUCCUCUAAUCAGCAAGUACCUUCUAACCUGCAAAACUGCGCACCAACUGACAGUGAGAAUCAAGAACCUCAACAUGAACAGAGCUCCUGACAACAUCAUUAAAUUUUAUAAGAAGACCAAACAGCUGCCAGUCUUAGUAAAAUGCUGUGAAGAGAUCCAGCCACAUCAGUGGAAGCCACCUAUAGAGAGAGAAGAACACCGGCUCCCAUUCUGGUUAAAGAGUGUUCUUGUUUCCAAUAGGCCAGUCUGCCAUCCAUCCAGGAAGAACUGCGGCACAUGGCUGAUGGUGCUAGAGAGGUAGGACAUGUGACUGGAACCACUGAGAUCAACUCAGAUCAUGGCCUAGAAAAAGACAACUCGGAGUUGGAGAGUGAAAGUCGGUACCCACUGCUAUUGCCUAAGGGUGUGGUCCUGAAACUGAAGCCAGUUGCCACCCGUUUCCCCAGGAAGGCUUGGAGACAGAAGCGUUCAUCAGUCCUGAAACCCCUCCUUAUCCAACCCAGCCCCUCUCUCCAGCCUAGCUUCAACCCUGGGAAAACACCAGCCCGAUCAACUCAUUCAGAAGCCCCUCCGAGCAAAAUGGUGCUCCGAAUUCCUCACCUGAUCCAGCCAGCCACUGUCUUACAGACAGUUCCAGGUGUCCCUCCACUGGGGGUCAGUGGAGGUGAGAGUUUUGAGUCUCC